AUGUGGAUCUGGACGCCUGUUGUACGCUUCUUUGCAUCUACCCAAGACACUCCUGUCGACAAGGGACGCAGAUUGCAGGUGCAGGCAUCGCGACGCAUCUACGCCUUUGGACUCUUCGCUGCCACACUCACUCACAUUGGUGCCAUCUGCAUAUCCCUGCUGGCAACAAUAUCCCCUCACCUCUUUGCCAAAAACGUGGCCUUGUCUCUGCGUCCGAGCAAUCUGUUCAUGCCCGUGUGGCCAACCACUGCCCUAAAAGUGGCCACUCUGGAGCAAGGAGCACAUAUUUUCUUGCAGUGGGAUAUGCUAAUCAUGUUUUGCACUUUUCUGAUCUGGACUUUUUGGGCAAGAGGGCACGUAGAGUCAUCGUUGUUGCGUAAAGUCCUGGUGACGGUUCGUGGUCUUGGGUACUGUGUGCUUGUUGGGCCUAUUGGCGCGAGUCUGCUGGCCAUGUGGGAGAGGGAUGAGAUGUUGUUUGAAGAGGCCUGUGAAGAAACAGCCUCUGGAAAAAGAAUGGAGUCCUAA
Messenger RNA from Aureobasidium vineae, 525 nucleotides. The record is from the annotation of a GenBank genome assembly. NCBI's taxonomy places the organism in Eukaryota, Fungi, Ascomycota, Dothideomycetes, Dothideales, Saccotheciaceae.